GACGAUCAUUAUAUAUUAGCCUUAUAACCUGCUAGACUGGUCAUUGCAGAGCAUUCCAACAUGUUCUACGUGAUUGGUCUUGGACUCUGCGAUGAGAAGGACAUCACAGUCCGUGGAUUAGAAGCAGUCAAAUCCUGCUCCCGAGUCUACUUGGAAGCCUACACGUCCAUCCUGAUGGUGAACAAGGACCGCCUCGAAGCCUUCUAUGGCAAGUCGCUUAUCCUUGCAGAUCGCGACAUGGUAGAGCUCGAGAGCGAUGACAUCUUACGGGGCGCGGCCACCGAAAACGUUGCGUUUCUCGUCGUUGGUGAUCCAUUUGGCGCGACGACACACACGGAUUUACUGCUAAGAGCUCGCGAUCUGCAGAUUCCUACUCAAAUCAUCCAUAAUGCAUCUAUCAUCAACGCAGUGGGGUGCUCGGGGCUUCAGCUCUACAAUUUUGGGCAGACAGUAUCUCUGGUCUUCUUUACAGACACGUGGAAACCAGACUCGUUCUACGAUCGCAUCGCGGAGAACGCCAAGUUGGGGCUGCAUACCCUGGUACUUCUUGACAUAAAAGUAAAGGAACAAAGCGAAGAAAAUCUAGCAAGAGGAAGAAAAAUAUACGAGCCGCCACGAUACAUGUCUAUUCCUAUAGCCGUGAACCAGCUUCUCGAGAUCGAAAGCAUUAGAAAAGAAGGCAUCCUUGAUGGCGAUUCGACACUCGCUAUUGCACUAUCGCGUGUGGGCAGCAUACCCUCCGGCGAAGAAUCGACAGAUGAUGACGAAGGUACUCAACGUAUCGUCGCAGGUACUCUCUCGGAUUUACAGGUCCAACCAGAGUCUGUGUUUGGAAAACCACUUCACAGCCUCAUCAUCGCUGGUAAGAGGUUGCAUGAAUUAGAGGCGAUUUAUGCUGGCGCCUUUGCUGUUAAUAAGGAGAACUGGAAUCGGAUCGCAAAACAAACAUCUUAGGUCAAAUAAUCGUAAACUAUUAUAACACGCAUCCUAUGUGAUUUGGCAAAAUUCUUA
Molecule: messenger RNA, 1011 nt
Organism: Suillus discolor
Lineage: Eukaryota; Fungi; Basidiomycota; Agaricomycetes; Boletales; Suillaceae
Product: Diphthine synthase
Exons: 4
Coding region: 61-954 (297 amino acids)
Biological process (GO): protein histidyl modification to diphthamide
Molecular function (GO): diphthine synthase activity
Source: RefSeq, a predicted model, not a curated record